Messenger RNA from Aspergillus tanneri, 4074 nucleotides. RefSeq lists its product as uncharacterized. Gene Ontology annotation, biological process: transmembrane transport. Gene Ontology annotation, molecular function: ABC-type transporter activity; ATP binding; ATP hydrolysis activity. Gene Ontology annotation, cellular component: membrane. The coding region runs from base 1 to 4074 and encodes 1357 amino acids. The transcript has 8 exons. The record is from RefSeq and is a predicted model, not a curated record. NCBI's taxonomy places the organism in Eukaryota, Fungi, Ascomycota, Eurotiomycetes, Eurotiales, Aspergillaceae.
AUGCUGUUACAAGGGCGUCCCAUUUCAUCGGAGGCAGCCGAUAUGGUCACGAAUGGAGUGAGGCCAGCCAAGGUCGAAGAGCAAAUUCAAGGUCAGCCACCGGGCGAUAAUUGUCAAUAUGCUCCCAAAAUUGGACGAAGGAGACCGGGCCUCUGUGAGCCUGUGCGGCAAGGGGACUGGGACGAACUGACCUCGAUUGCUCUCUCGUGGCCGGAUUCUGGGGAGUACAGCGGCCAGGAAAGCCGGGAGAGCCCUGAGUUUGACCCUUUUGCCUGGGCGUGGGAUAUGUUCCAAACCAUGGACGUGGAACAGAAGCGCUCACCGCAAUCUGGUGUAGUGUUUAAAGCUCUCAACGUGUCGGGGUCCGCCACUGCAGCGAAAGCACAGACGACUGUAGGAUCUGCCCUGAUAGCACCACGGUGGAUCCGGGGCCUCUUCCCCCGGAGCGGCUCACAGACGCGGAAGCAUAUCUUGCAUGAUCUGGAUGGUGUCUUGGGAGGGGGGGAGUUGUUGCUGGUGCUUGGUCGACCGGGGAGCGGGCGCUCAACAUUCUUGAAGGCCAUCUGCAGUGAGCUACAGGGUCUAGAGCUACAGCCACAUUCGGUGAUUUAUUACAACGGAAUCGCCUCGGACAAAUUGGGAAACAAGCGCCGCGGGGUGGCUCUUUAUAAUCAUGUGGUGGAAAAUCAUAUACCAGAGCUGACGGUUCGCCAAACGUUGGAGUUUGCAGCCGCUGCAAAGACGCCGCCGACUGUGACAGGCGUGAGCCGGGCUGAUCACAUCCGGCGGGUUAUCCAGGUCGCCAUAGCUGCCUUUGGCCUUUCUUCCACUAGUGAUACUCUUGUCGGAGCCUACAAUGACCAGACCAUCUCCAGUGGCGAGAGGAAAAGAGUCAGCAUCGCCGAAAUGGCGCUCUCUCGAGCCCCUAUUCUAGCCUGGAAUCAGAGUACCCGUGGGUUGGAUGCAGUGGCGGCGCUGGAGCUUGUGAGAGCGUUGCGUAUUUCGGCUAAUCUCACAAAAAGCUGCCAUAUCGUGACCACGGACCAGGCAUCCCAGGCCAUCUACAACGUCUUCAACAAGGUGAUGGUACUGUACGAAGGUCGCCAGGUGUACUACGGCCGUUGUGAUCGGGCAAAGGACUAUUUUAUUCAGAUGGGAUGGCACGCCCCGCCCCGGCAGACCACCGCCGAUUUCCUGACGGCUGUCACCAAUCCUUGCAUCCGUGAGCCCCGGAAAGGUAUGGAGGCUGUGGUGCCUCGUACGGCACAGGAAUUCGAGGAGUAUUGGAAACGAAGUCCAGAAUAUGGCUACCUCCAGCAAUCAAUACGCCAGUAUGAAGAAUUCGAAACUCAUGAACAGAUGGAAUCAAAUGGUCAGGAGGGAACGCUGCAACGGAGAGAACCCUACAUGAUCAACCUGGCAAUGCAGAUUUGGCUCUGUGUACGGCGAGCAUGUCAAAGGAUUUCGAAUCACAAGGCUCCAUUACUUACCAUUGCCGUCGGUCGCAUAGUGAUGGCUCUCAUCAUCGGGUCAGUGUAUUACGGGACCCCGGAUGCCACAGCUGGCUUCCAGGGCCGAGGUGCAAUUCUUUUCUUUGCCGUUGCGUGCGAUAAACGCUUUAAUGAAUACAACGGAGAUUACAGCUUACUACAACGUACGGCCCACGACACAAAAGCAAGCUUCAUAUGCCUUUUGUUUUAUGUCUACGAAGCACUCGUUGCCAACGAGUUCCAUGGGCGGCAAUUUGCGUGUUCACAAUUUAUCCCGUCGUAUCCAAACCUCACCGGCGAUACAUUCGUCUGCUCUAUGAGUGGAGCGCAGGCCGGCCACACUACGGUAUCGGGUGAUGACUAUAUCCUAGCGCAAUACAACAGCACGUACAAGCACAUUUGGCGCAACUUGGGAAUUCUAAUCGGGUUCUUUGUGUCUUUCUUUGGAGCCUACCUUGUUGCCACGGAAUUGAACCCCGUCCCGUUGACCACGCCUAAUGUUCGCAUUUUUCGACGUGGCCAUACCCCUGUCUACAACGAAAGCGCCGAGGAUGAGACAAACCACUGGCUGGCUGCACUCCAACAGCAGGGAAGGGGCCAUCAGGAAUGCCAGAACCAAAAGGAUGAGCAUAUAUGUAACAGGGCGAGGGAUAUUAUAACUUGGCAAAACAUAUGUUACGACGCCUCUAGAAGGACCACUGGGCACCGGCUUCUAGAUGGGAUCUCCGGCUGGGCAAGAGAGGGCACUCUGACGGCUCUCAUGGGCGUCUCUGGGGCAGGCAAAACGACACUAUUGAAAAUUCUUACACAACAGGUCUCGACUGGUAUUGUCAGUGGCGAUAUCCGGAUUGGUGGCCGGCCUGUAUCGGAGAGUGUUCGUCGUGACGUUGGGUAUGUCCAGUAUCAGAAUGUUCUUCUCCCCACAUCCACAGUGCGAGAAGCUCUGCGCUUUAGUGCCUGUCUCCGCCAACCAAGGUCCGUGUCCAAGGAAGAGAAGUUCAACUACGCUGAAGAGAUCAUCCAUCUGCUACAGCUGGAUGAUUUGGCGGAAGCUGUUGUUGGUAUCCCUGGAGCAGGCCUCAGCGAACAGCAAAGGAAGCUGGUCAGUUUGGGAGUGGAACUGGCGGCGCGGCCCAAAUUGCUGCUGGUUUUGGAUGAGCCAACAAAAGAACUCGACUCACAAGCCUCGUUAUCAUUCUAUAUCCUGCUCCGCAGGCUCGCGGACAGCGGGAUGGCUGUACUUUCGACCGUUAACCAGCCAACUGCAGCUGUUUUUGAACUAUUUGACAACCUGCUGUUGCUGGCGGAAGGAGGCAGAACGGUGUACUUUGGCGAGACUGGCAACCAGUCAUCUGCCGUUCUGGGUUAUUUUGAACGAAAUGGUGCCCCCAAAUGCGACAUGGCCGAUAAUCCGGCGGAGUAUGUCAUGGGGCUUACUAGCAAAGGCACUGCUACGAAAAAUUGGGCGGCAAUCUGGCGUCAAAGUACGGAAGCCGAAGACGUCGCAGAUACAAUCAACAAAAUAAAUAGUGGCACUGGCAAUGUGCGCAGUCCAGGCCCCAGUGAAGCAGUAGUUUCCUUUUGCCAGCAACUUAUCCAUGUGACACGUCGUACAUUCCAACAGUAUUGGCGUGAACCUGCAUACGUUUACGGGAAAUUGCUCACGGUUGUGGCGACCGCCCUUUUUAUUGGGUUCUCGUCGUUCAAACCUGCAAGAACGCUGCUUGGAUAUCAGUCUGUCUUGUACGGCACUCUAAAUCUGAUGGGUAUUCUGGUGACCUUAGUCCAACAAACAAUGCCCAAGUUUAUAUUCCAGCGCUCUCUCUAUGAGGCAAGGGAGCGCCCCUCUAAAGCCUACACCUGGCCUGCAUUUCUUUUCGCCAGUAUCUUUGCUGAGAUUCUGUACCAUGUAGUGAUCGCUGUCCUCGUCUGGGCCAGCUUCUACUUCCCAAUUUUUGGGCCGGGCCAGAGUUCCGAGCGACAGGGUCUAAUGCUACUAUAUCUGGUCCAGUUAUGCCUCUUUGCCUCAACGUUCGCUCAGUUCAUUAUCUCCGGUCUUCCCGACGCCGAUGUCAUGGGGACUACCUUUGUUUUCAUCUUCAUGGUGACCUUUAAUGGUGUACUGCAACCACCUGACGCACUACCCGGUUUUUGGAUUUUUAUGUAUCGUGUCUCCCCGUUGACAUAUCUGAUGUCUGGUAUUACAACGACGGGCCUCCACAGCCGUGAAGUACAUUGCUCUUCCAGUGAGGUAAACGUCUUCAACCCUUACCCCGGGAUGACGUGUGGCGAAUAUCUGGCAUCGUACCUGGAAACCGCACCGGGGAAGUUGUACAACCCUUCGGCGCUGGAUUCUUGUCAGUACUGCCCCCUGCAAAGUGCAGAUCAAAUCCUUGCGAUCAGUCAAUACUACUAUGCAGACAGAUGGCGUAACUGGGGUCUUGGAUGGGUGUACAUCUGUUGUAAUAUACUCGGCUCUGCGUUGUUCUAUUAUAUUUUCCGAGUGCAAGGCUACCACAUUCUUUCCGGCCUUCGCUCUGUCACUCAACGACGCGGGAAGCUGCCCGUGAAUCUUCCCGAAUAA